AAACAGAAAUCAAAAUACCUGAAGAAAAGCUUAGCAAAUCCUUUGAAGUGGAAGCUAAAGCUCCAGAAUUUAAAGGUACAAAAAUAGAAACAGAGGGGUCACCAUCCAAGUAUAAGAUGCCGACAUUCAAGAUGCCAAAAUUUGGACUUUCUGUUCAGAGUUCCACAGCAGAAGUGCCUCAUUUGGACAAAGAUUUGAAGAUAACUGAAGGAGAAAUGACAAUGUCAGAGGAGGUCAUUGUAGUUAGCACAGAAGGACCAAGUGUUGAAAUUGGGGAUUUAUCCAUAGAGUCAAAAAAACAGGGAAAUGAACAUGAAGGAAAAGGAAAAAGGUUUAAGUUGCCAAGUCUUGGAUUUUCUGCUACACAGACCAAAGUGCCGGACACAGAUUUAAGCUUGAAGACAGGUGUAGAUGUUACACAACCAGAACUCAAAGCUGAAGUCAAAUUUCCUGAUGAUGAACUGAAAAGAAUAGAAACAGAAAUAGAAACUAAAGGACCUGAAUUUCAAGUCGAAGCAAAGGACAUUGGAGGAUCAACAUCCAAGUUUAAAAUGCCAACUUUUAAAUUACCCAAAUUUGGGCUUGCCACUCAAAGUUCCACUGAAGAAGUACCCUCUUUUGACAAAGGUGUCAAAAUCAGUGGCGGUGAAACCACAGGCUUAGAGGAGGUACUUAUAGUUACCACAGAAGGACCAAGCAUUGAAAUCAAGGGGUCAUCAGUAGAUUUCAGCACCGAAGGAAGUGAUCUUGAAGGAAAAGGAAGGAAGUUCAAACUGCCAAGUCUGAGUUUUUCAGUACCUCAAGCCAAAGAGACAGAGACUGAUUUGAGCUUAAGGACAGAUGUAGAGGUUAAAGUACCAGAGGUAAAAGCUGAAGUCAAACUUCCAAGCAACAAAUCUUCUGUUGAAGUGGAAACUAAAGCACUUGAAACCAAAGAUACAAAAAAGACUAUAGAAGGAUCACCCUCCAAAUUUAAAAUGCCAAAUUUCAAGUUACCAAAAUUUGGGCUUGCUACUCAAACUUCCACUGGAGAAGAACCUCCAUUAGACAAAGGUGUAAAACUAGUAGAAGGUAAAAUCACAACUUCUGAAGAGGUUAUUGUAGUUACCACAGAAGCACCAACCAUUGAAAUCAAGGGUCCAUUAUUAGAGCUAAAAACUGAAGGAAUUGAUCAUGAAGAAAAAGGAAAAAAGUUUAAGUUGCCAACUCUAGGUUUUUCUGCGACAGAGGUCAAAGGGACUGGCAGUGAUUCAGGGUUGUCAAAGACAGAAGUAGAUGUUACAUUGCCAGAAGUAAAAGCUGAAGUAAAACUCCCUGAUGACGAGAAUCUGAUAAAAACAUCUGCUGCAAUAGAAAUUAAAGGACCUGAAAUCAAAACAGUGACAAAGGAAGCUGAUGGUUCACCAUCCAAAUUUAAAAUGCCUGGAUUCAAGUUACCAAAAUUUGGGCUUACUACUCAAAGCUCUACGGAAGAAGGUCCUCCUUUGGAGAAAGCUGAGGAGGAUAGUGAACCUAAAAACACUGUCACCAUGAUAGAUACUAAGGCGACUGAAAUAACGGUUGUGUCAAAGGACACUGAUGGAUCACCAUCCAAAUUUAAAAUGCCAACAUUCAAGUUGCCAAAAUUUGGCCUUGCUACCCAAAGUUCAAACAAACAAGUACACGAUGCCAAAACAGUGAAAGGUGAAAGUACUACUUUGGAGGAAGUUCUCACAGUUACAACAGAAGAACCAAGCAUUAAAAUUAAGGGUCCAUCUGUGGAUCUAAGGAGUUCAGAAACUGAUGAUGAAAGAAAAGGAAGUAAAUUUAAACUUCCAAGCCUUGGUUUUUCAUUAUCACAAUCCAAAGGACCGCAUACCAACAUCAGCUUACCCAAGGCAGAUGUAGAUGUCACAGCACCAGAAGUCAAAGCUGAAGUUCAUUUUUCCGAUGCAAAAGUGGAGCAACCUUCUGUGCAAAUGGACGUUAAGUCUCCAGAGAUCAAAGCUGAUAUUGACACUACAUCAGAAGUUAAAAUGCCUAAAAUUACAUUACCUAAAUUUGGAGCUGUAACCCCACAUAUCAAUAUGGAAAUACCUAAAAUGACCAAAGAGAAAAGGGGUGAUGUGGAUCUUCAUGUUGAUACAGAUUCAGUAGAUUUGAAUGUGAAAGAAGGGGAACUAAAGAAAUAUGAAGUCCAGCUACCUGGUGCUGAGGCAAAAGGCGAAGAUGUACCUACAGUUGAACUUGAAGGUAAAGUAAAACGGCUAAAUUGGACUUUUCCUAGCAUCUCAUUUUCAAGAACUGGUGGUAAAGCCUCUGAAGUCGAUGUCAACAUGGAAGCUCCAAAAGCUGGUGUUACGUCAAUGGAGACCAAAAUCUCAGAUGUUGAUGUUAAAAAAUCUUCAAUGGUCCCUGCAGUAGAAGCAACCCCAGCUCCAGAACUUGACCCAGGCUUAAAGAAAAGUAAGUUUUCACUUCCCAGAUUUUCAUUUUCAAAGCCAAGCUUGAAGGAGCCUGAAGUAAAAGCUGACCUCCCAGAUCACGGAAUAGAAGUCGAAAAUUAUGAAACCGACAUGACAACAGAGUUCAAACUCUCUGCAGAUGAAGACAAAAACGUCCUAACUGCUUUUGAAAUGACAACUUCUGAGGCUGAAGUCAAGUCCAAAAAAUUCAAAAUGCCAACUAUGAAAAUGCCAAGAUUUGGCAUUUCGUCUUAUGAGGUAACAACAGAGACGCACAUCUCAGAUCAAACAGCUGAAGACAAUGGAAGUCAGCUGGGAGAGGGUGCUGCUGUUAUCAUCAAAGGUCCAAAGAUUGAUUUUAAAUCAGAUGCCCCCAAAUCAGAACAACCAGAUCAAGAAACCCUAAACACAGAAAGUGAUAGUGCGGUUCAAGGAUCUCCAAGUAAAUUCAAACUGCCUACCUUUAAAAUACCACGGCUGGGUCUUUCAAGAUCCAAACCUGAAGAUGAAUCCGUUCACUUUGAGCAUGAAAAUAAUGAAGAUCAACUGGAAAUGAAGACUGAGCCAAAAGAAGAAAACCUAUCACCAAAACUGACUUUAACAUCAUUUGGUGACAUUCUUAAGUCGAUUGAUGUUGACUUUGACGUUCGAAAAGUGGACAAAGUUGAUCAAGAUGUUGAAACCUCAAAGGAAUUUCAUGAACCAGGUGAACCCACCACAAUUCACAUAGCGGCAAAAACAAAGAAAGAUACCACCAAAAGUCCAGAGAGCUCGAGCUGGUUUAAAUUCCCGAAGUUUGGCCCGUCUUCCCCAACAGAACAACAAAAGAUUCCUGACAAAGCAGAACAAGUAAAAGAUGGCAGCCCAGAAGGGGAAACCAAGGACGAGGAAGUAAGUCCCACCCUUUCUGUCCAAUCAUCAGAUGCUUUUGCUGAUGUAAGCUCUACAAUCACAAGUGAGCCUGUUGGCCCAUUCAUACCUUCCCCAACCAAGGUGACGGUCAAAUACUCUGACGAAAGUGCAGGUGCUGGACUUGAAGAGAUGCACAGUGACAUCAUGACUUCCACCACAAGGACUGAGCUGAUUACAGAUGUGCCCUCCUUGCCGGAGAAGAUCACUAUUUUGUCUUCUGGUGUUUCAUCUUCUUCUGAAGAUACAGUAAGGCUAACGUCGGGAAAAAUACACAUCAUUACAUCAAACAUACAGCCUACUCCUGAGUCACAACAUGCCAAGAUUCUGUCUGCUGUCCAAGUCCAAUCAGCCGAAGGCUUUGCUUUGCAGUCGGAGGGAGAUGAAGCUCCAUCGUGGAUGGUCCAAGAUGUUCAAAGUGCCACAAGGACAGUCAAACACUUAGUCCAAGAAACAACAACUGAAAGAAGUGAGAACAAGGAGACCGUGGUUAUAACCAAACAAAUCACCCAUAUAUUUGGCCCCACAGACCCCAUCUCAGGGGAGACAGCAUCAUCUAUUCAACGUCUCAAAGACUCUGUGCACACUGAGAAAAUGAGGUUCUUUGAUGAGGCUGAGAAGUGAAAGAAGAAUUUGAAUUUGUGCUUAAAGAUACAACUCCUUGUUAAGGCUCGCCAUAAAAGAAGGGCAUAGAGUUUCACCACCUGAAGUUAAAAACAAAAUGGCAACUGGAUGAGGGACCAAUCUAACACACCAAUCACUGAAAGUUCUUUGUUAGCAUCCAGGUAUCACCACGGCAAUGUGAUGUGGAGUUGCAUGCUUAUUGAGCUUUAUAGAAUUGCACCGCUGUAACAAAGUGCGACUGUUACAUUUAUGUUGUGGUCAAGAUGUUAAUAAGCUGGUUAAAUUAUUCUCCUCAAUGCAUAACAUAUGUUUGUUUAUAGUAAACAAUGUUUGAUUUAUGCUAGCAUACACAGUGCCUUGCAAAAGUAUUGAUAGCAUCAUCACAUUUCAUUACAUUACAGCUACAGCAUUCAUGAAGUUUCAUGGGGAUUUUGGAUCCUAAAAUGGUGGAAAACAAUAUAUGGUAUUUAAAUUAAGUGAAUAUUACCAAUAUUCUUAAAGAAAAAUCUGGAAAAUGUGAUAUAUGUGUUAACACACAACCCUCCUUAAGUUCUCAAUAGAUACUAGAAUUACUUUUGGCUGCAAAUCCCAAGGGUGCGUUUCUGGAGGCUUUGUAUAUCUAGACAAAGGGAACUUUUCACAUUGUUCUGUGAGCCUUAACCUUCAACUCUUGCCACAAACUGUUAUUUGGACUGUCCUCCCUGAAGAGUAGCAUCCCCACAGCAUGAUUCUACUAGCACCAUUAAAGGGGCAGUAUUAUGUAAAAUAAACUUUUUUGAGCUUUACAUCACGUUAUAAUGUUAUCCCUCAUCAAAAAUCAUGCCUGGAGUAUUGGCUUGACAAAUUAAGCUCCAUGGCAACCAUUCUUGGGGGAACCUAGUGCCACUUUCAAGAUGCAGCUCCUCCUAUGAGAUCAGCUCCUUCAGACUAGUCAGCAGCAAUUAGCAAACACGUGGUGGAACUGCACA
Poecilia latipinna (sailfin molly) is the source of this 4945-nucleotide messenger RNA. Its product is annotated as neuroblast differentiation-associated protein AHNAK-like. Gene Ontology annotation, biological process: regulation of RNA splicing. Bases 117 to 3977 code for a protein of 1286 amino acids. The transcript has a single exon. The record is from RefSeq and is a predicted model, not a curated record. NCBI's taxonomy places the organism in Eukaryota, Metazoa, Chordata, Actinopteri, Cyprinodontiformes, Poeciliidae. Gene Ontology annotation, cellular component: nucleus; cytoplasm.